Zonotrichia albicollis (white-throated sparrow) is the source of this 2659-nucleotide messenger RNA. NCBI's taxonomy places the organism in Eukaryota, Metazoa, Chordata, Aves, Passeriformes, Passerellidae. The record is from RefSeq and is a predicted model, not a curated record.
UAUUCUUGAAACCUAUAACAGUCUUACAGACAAACACCUGGUUGGAUAUUUCAGCAAUGCCAGGAUAAGACGACAUCUUCAGAAAUCAGGACUGAUCUCCAGGAGUGGCAGAAUCAUACCGGAGAAGGAAUACCGCCUCAAUGCCAUAAGGAGGGACCACCAGAGACACGUCCAGGGCUGCUUGGCUGAUGCCAUAUAUCAUAAAGUCCUUGACAUUGAGCAUCAUCAUCAGCUGGGGAUUAACAGGAGACUUGACUGUUCUGCAAGGAAAGAGACGAUGGAGUCAGCCAAGAUCGAGCGCUUGAUGGGACAAGUGUCCCCCAUGUACGCCCCCCACCCGCCCGUCGCCCCCAGGAACCACCACGCGCUCUGUCCCUUGGUGUCCGGAGAGCGGACCGGGCGCUCGCUGCGGAGGGGACCCAGACUUAGAUUUGAUUAUGGUGAUGGACGUUAUUAUUUCCGAGCCAAGGAGCCUCCCGUCUCUAAGGUGAGGCAGAGCAGCGAGCUCAAGUUCAGGAACCCCAUGGAUUACAUGUCCGGUGCGUCACCGUACCGGCCCAGCAAGCGCCGCCGCCGCCGCGCGGCCCCGGUGCCGCCGCCGCGCCCGCACGUCGGGGACCGCUGCAUCCCCGGCAUCCGGCGCGGGCUGCCUGUCGAGAGAUGGUUCCACUCCACCACGGGCUUCAAUGAGCAGUUCUUGAUCAAUAAUACCAAUGGGUUCCCCAAGUCCCCAUUAUGCAGCAAUGCCCUGGUCACCAUGAUCUACCUAGGAAAGAGUAAGCACGUGUCACUCCGUGAUCACAAGGAUGAAAUCAAAGUCUAUCAGCAAUACUGUGGAACAGAAAACAUUUGUGUCUAUAAAGGCGACCUGUUGGAAGGAGACACCUUCCAGUUCAUCUCUAAGAGGUACCUUGGUUACCCGUUCAGCCUCACCUUUUUCCUGAACGGGCUCCAAGUUGACAGGCUGAGCUCUUGCUGUGAGUACAGAGGCUUUCAGACCAAGAGGCCUUGCCGGCUGCAGCGCAGAAACACCUACUUCAGGGUGCUCCACGUGGCAGGAGCCCCUCCUUGCUACAGGUGCUUUCUUGCGAUGGGUCUGGACAAAAAGCUAUACCCUCCCAAGAGGAAGCUGAAGUUCUACUCGAGGGCGCACAUGUGCUCCUGCUCUCCUUACUGCGCGCACAGCCAGCCCUGUGACAGCAACGUGCUGCCCAAAUCCAUUGAAGACUCGGUGUCACUCACCAUAGCCAGCCAAGAGGACAGCGUGGACACUAUCGACGAAACACUCGACUCUGAACAGGAGUGCUGCGAGGAAGAAGAAGAAGAAGAAGGAGAAGAAAUAGAAGGAGAAAUAGGAGAAGAAGUAGAAGAAGAAGCACAAACAGAAGACCGAUCUUUUGUGGAGACCGAAGGCACUGCUCAGGAAACCACCACUCAGGAAACCACCAGUGAAAGUGAAUAUGAUGAAGAUUUUGAAGAUGUGGAAGUUAAUGAAGAGGGACAGAUUGGUGAUCAAAUGAAUGGAAUGUCAAAGUCAUCCUCAAAUGAUAAAAACCGUAAUUUAGACUAUGGAAAGGAGAGUGAAACCUCAUCUCAGAAGGCACUGCAGGCCUCUGACAGUAAGAAAGAUAAAAGAUAUUCUGAUGACAGGGACUGUGAAGAUGAUCUACCAGAGAGGAGGCCUGCAGACUCUCUCUCAUCCAUGAGCACUCAGUGCAGCACUGAGACUGACUCGCAAGCUGAAAUGAAGGCAGACCAUGGGAAUUGCAAAGAGGACUGCAAUAUCAAAAGUACAUCUGAUAGUGCAGCACAUGCACACUGUGGAAAUGAGAAUGGGGAGAAGAAACUGCUCAGAGUGGAGGAAAAUCAAGAGAAUUCUGCACUGAAACAGAAAGGAAUAGAUGAAGCAGACAAGACAAAACCAGAAGAUCUAACAGCAAGGGAAGACACUAGAAUUUUUCAUGAAAACAUAAGGGCAAUGCAGCAUCAAAAUCCUGAGGUUAACGGGGAAUUCAAACAGACUGGGUCAGGAGAAAGUAACAUGAAUGAGGAGGAGGAAUGUCCUCCAGUGCCUUGGGAAAGCAGGGUAUUGAGCAAGGAGGAUGGCAACGAAGAGCCUCCUUGGCAUGAGGAAGGAGGGGUUUUUGAAGACUGCAAACCAGUCCAGGAGGAAACAGCAAAAGCAACUGGAAAUGAUCAUCCUGUGAAUUCUGACCCUGAGCCUGGUGAUUUGUGUGCCAAUGAGGAAGAAAAGAAUGCAGCAAAUACAGAGCAUAGUGCCAGUGGAGCAGCAGAUGGAAGGCUCCUGGCAGAAGGGAGGAGAAGCCUGGAUGUGCAGGAGGCAGCAGCACAAGCCGGGGAGGCGACAGGGCCGGGACAAGCCCCGGAGCAGGAUGGGGCUGCUGGGGGAGAUGCUGGCAGCAGAGAGGCCGCAGGAAAAGCUGCAGGGGCAGGGGAUGCACUGCCCCAGGCAGGCACGGGGGCUGCGCUGGGGGAAUCCGUGCCUGAGGAGGGCACCGUGGCACAGGAACGGCCCCCAGGAAAGGGAACAGGGCCGGCAGUGGAGCCGGGCACAGAGGGGUCACCUGGGGAGCAGCAGGUGCUGGCGGGGGGCAUGGACAGAGAGGUGGCACUGGGCAAGGCAGCAGCUGGCACAGAG